AUGGGUGGUCCUGACGUUCCUGUCGCCAACGUUAUUCCUGGCGACAUUGUCGUGGAUGGAGCUCCUGUUGAUAUCCCCCUAGCUUCCGCCGAGGUAGCGUUGCCUGAGGUUAUUGUUAUAAAUGAUGAUGAUGGUGAUGACUCGGCUGUUCCAGUCGGUGACGAGGCGAUUCCGUCACUACUUCCCCCUCUAGCAUCAUCUAUCGUUUCGGGGGAAGUUGGGGACCCGGAUUCUCCGUCUAGAAAAAGACGUCGAGUUGUCGAUGAUUCUCCACCGAGGGAGAGUUUUCCUGGAAGCUCUUCUUCUGCUCCCGACUUGGUUCAAUGGGUCGAAGGUCAGGAUCCUGCCAGUUUGCUGAAUCCGAGAGUGCUAGCGGAAUAUAUCCGGACUUUGGCGAUUCCUGAUGAUGUCACGUGGUUCUGUGGUAGGCCGGGUCAGGAGCUUUCCGAUCUGGCUUGUUUUCAUGGUUUCUCUGCCCUUCAAUCUGUUCUGGUAUUGAACGACCGCCGACAGUGUGCCGAGGAGGAGGUCGAGCGUCUGUCUGCUCUUUUGGCGACUUCCGAGUCUGAAAGGGCGAAAUUGAAGGCCUCUUUGGAAGAGCAUGAUUCCCUUCUGGCGCAGCUCAAGGCGCAGGAUGCGAUUAAUGAUCGCCAAGUGAAAGUGAUUGAGAAAAAGACCGAUGACUUGACUCAAGAGAUUGAGGAGCUUAUUCGGAUCAAUUCCCUUGUUGGUGGGGAGAGGGAUAGUCUUAGAUCGGAGGUUGAAGGUCUUCACAUCCGUCUGCUAGAUACGAAGGCUUUUUACUCUGCUCUGAUAAGCGAGUAUCGCCUUGCGAUUGGGAAGAAGCUUCUGGAGCAGAAUCCCAAUAUUGAUCUUUCUGGGGUUAACGGGUUGGAUCCCCAGGCCAUCGCCCGUGAUCUCCUCGUCAAGAUUUCUAAAGACCGUGUCUAGUAGUUUUCUUUUGAUUGUAUUUGCUGAUGUAUUAAUUUUGCUUUUUGUAAUUCGCAAUUUAUGAAUAUAUUUUCUUCGUUUUUCUUCGAAA
Molecule: messenger RNA, 1042 nt
Organism: Mercurialis annua (annual mercury)
Lineage: Eukaryota; Viridiplantae; Streptophyta; Magnoliopsida; Malpighiales; Euphorbiaceae
Exons: 3
Coding region: 1-951 (316 amino acids)
Source: RefSeq, a predicted model, not a curated record